This is a messenger RNA of Oncorhynchus masou masou (cherry salmon), 1523 nucleotides long. RefSeq names its product bile salt-activated lipase-like. The transcript is spliced from 8 exons. Gene Ontology annotation, biological process: ceramide catabolic process; pancreatic juice secretion. NCBI's taxonomy places the organism in Eukaryota, Metazoa, Chordata, Actinopteri, Salmoniformes, Salmonidae. The record is from RefSeq and is a predicted model, not a curated record. Gene Ontology annotation, molecular function: sterol ester esterase activity; triacylglycerol lipase activity; retinyl-palmitate esterase activity. The coding region runs from base 1 to 1377 and encodes 458 amino acids.
AUGAUAAACAAGAUUCUCUGGCCUGAUGAAACCACGAUUGAACUUUUUGGCCUUCAUGCCAAGGGUCACAUCUGGAGGAAACCUGGCACCAUCCCUACGCUUGGAGUGGUGUACACUGAGGGAGGCAUGGUGCAGGGAAAGAACAUCAAUUCUGAUGGACUGUUCCGCACCAUGGACGUCUUCAAAGGAAUCCCCUUCGCUGACAAGCCCGGCAAGUUUGAGAAGCCCAAGCGUCACCCUGGAUGGGAUGGUGUUCUCAAGGCCACUAAGUUCAAACCGAGGUGUAUGCAGCUGAACCUGCUCCAGUCAGACACCCGUGGCCAAGAGGACUGCCUCUACCUGAACAUAUGGGUCCCUCAAGGCAGCAGCGGUACGUAUUAUGUUGCUGAGAAAGUGGGCUGCCCCAAGGAUGAUCAGAUGAUGGCCUGCCUGAAACUUAUUGACGCUAAUGUUCUCACUCUGGCCGGUACCACGGCCCUUGGUGGUUCUCCCUCCAGUGAGUAUUUACUGAGAUUAAUGUACGGAGCUGUGGCACGCUGUGAGAAAGACACUGAGGAGGAUCACCCCAUGGUAGACAACCUGGUCCUCUCCCCUGUGAUCGAUGGGGACUUCAUGCCAGAUCACCCAGGCAACCGUUUCCACAAUGCCGCUAACAGCGACCACCACGCUAGGGUCAACAGCAUGGAUGCCCACCUCUUCACUGGCCCGGACAUUAUUUACCUGGGAGGAAGAGGGCUGAUUGGUUACCUGGGAGGAAGAGGGCACUCUUGCAUCUCACUUUCUCACUACAGGUCAGACGUGAAACUGCUCUUGAGUUCUUUGACUAAGAAGGGAGAGGCCGCUACAAACAACGCUUUCGCAGAGUACACGGCUGACUGGGGAGAUGACCCUAGACAGAAGACAAUCAAGAAGACCGUUGUUAUGAUCGAAACUGACUACAUCUUCCUGGUUCCUACCCAGGUUGCUCUCUACCUGCAUGCCUCUAAUGCCCAAUCUGCACGCACCUACUCCUACCUCUUUUCGGAGCCCAGCCGCAUGGCCGGGAUAGUCCAACCUUACCCCAGCUGGAUGGAGGCUGACCAUGCUGAUGACCUGCAGUAUGUGUUCGGCAAGCCCUUCACAACGCCCCUGGCAUACUGGCCCAGCCACCGUGACGUCUCCAGAUACUUGAUUGCCUACUGGACCAACUUUGCCAGGACUGGAGACCCCAACAACGGGGAGUCGAAGGUGCCUGUGACCUGGCCUGCAUACACCACCUCUGGGCAAAAGUACCUGGAGAUCAAUGCCCACAUGAACAAGAACUACGUCCAUGAGAAGAUGAGGGUGCGCUUUGUGAACUGGUGGUUUAACAUUUUUCCCAGCCUGCCCUCCAUCUGAGAAAGCUCUCACUGAGCACAGGCUCCCUGAUGCAUCAUUCACAGCUAUACAAAUUGGUCUUGUCAUGUCACAAAUGCAAGGUUACCAGUAUCACCAGAUCUAUUUCUGAUUGUAACAAUUUUUUUCAUUGGCAAAUUAAAUUAAUG